Messenger RNA from Saccostrea echinata, 1431 nucleotides. RefSeq lists its product as uncharacterized. The coding region runs from base 33 to 1052 and encodes 339 amino acids. The record is from RefSeq and is a predicted model, not a curated record. The transcript has 3 exons. Lineage: Eukaryota; Metazoa; Mollusca; Bivalvia; Ostreida; Ostreidae.
GUGCUUGAUCUUUGUAGAUUUCGAUUUUUAAAAUGGCAGCAUUGCACCAACUGUUGUUCAGCACAUUAGUUGCCACAACAAUAUCGCUAUCGCUAACAACAGAUCAGAAAUCUGAAAUUCCAUUGAUGGUUGUUUGUGCCAACCAGUCAUCGGACCAAGAAAUGAACAAUUUGAGACAACAGUUGAAUCAAGAAACUGUAAUAAGGUUAUCACUCACAAAACAAAUGUAUUCCUUGGUGGAUGAUAUGAUAACAAUGAAAAAACACAUGACGAAAAUGGAAGCCAAAGUACAAGAAAUGGAAAAGAAAGAGGAUGAUCUUCAACGUGCGAAUCAAAGAUUGCAGAGUGAACUAGACCAGCUUUUGAAGAUGAAUGAUACUGAUGAUGAGACGUCAACACAAAUUGGAAGGACACAACAAGAUCUCUGUAAUUGGAGUUCAAGUGUGGACGUUGUUUGUAAUGGAACAAAUACAGCUUUAACAAAAAGUGGAGGUGCAAUUUAUACACGGUGGGGAAGAAAUGAAUGUCCAGAAAAUGAAACGGAACUUGUUUAUCAAGGCUUUGUAGGAGGUAGCUUUUUCUCACAUCGCGGUGGCUCGGUUAAUUAUGCUUGUUUACCGUACGAUCCCACUUGGGGCAAGUACAAUGACGUCUUGAAUAACGACAAUCAGAAUCUACAUGCUGUCGAGUACGCGGGAAAUAGUAUUAAUAUCUCUGGAACUCCAUUUGAUGAACAACUACGAGGACAUGGCGUCCCUUGCGCUGUUUGUCGGAGCACCAAGCGAAGAUCAGUUUUAAGAAUUCCAGGACGAAAUAAAUGUUACAAUAGUUGGCACUUGGAAUAUGCUGGUUAUCUCAUGGCUGAUAAAUUCACCCACGAGUCUGCAACCGAGUAUGCAUGCGUAGAUGAACGACCAGAAAAGACCAAGACAGGUCCCGUUUCCAAGGGAGGUAAAUACUUCUAUCCGGUAGAAGCACAUUGUGGUUUUUCCCUACAGUGUCCACCAUACGUUCAUGGACGAGAAAUUACCUGUGCGAUUUGUACAAAAUAGGAGGCCACUUUAAUUCUGUAGUUAAGUUAGAGGAUUGAGCUGUAAUUUGAGGUUUUUUUUAACUUUCCGACAUAGCGUUUGUUUGGAUUGUAUCUAAAGUUCUGUUCUUUAUAUAAAAAAAUAAAAUAAACAUUUUUCCCAUUCUCUACACAGCCGAACAGAGCAGGGGAGUUUCAAUAAGCUGAAUUCAUAGUAUUUCAGACUAGAAAUGCUAUUUUCGACGGUUGUGGAGAAUUUUUUUUGUUUUGGAAAUAGUAAAAAAAAUUGUGGUUGAAACAAACAGUUAAUGUGGCACUUUUGAUGUGGUAGCCAAAUUUUAUAGAGAUAUAAAUCGAAAAAUGUAGGUACUUUUUUGUGAGAAAUAAAUAUAGACUUUAAA